AUGGCGGAAAAAUUUGGGUCCAAAGACACGGCGGAACAAGUAGAGGAAGACGUGGACGAUGAGGAGCUUGCGAGGGCAGCGCCCGAACCGAAAACAAAGUCCUGGGUGGGGUUUUUGAAGGGAGCUGUUCAGGGAGACCGGGAUCCAAUUGACGCAUUGGUCGCCAAAUACAAUCAGGGCCAGGAUUCAGAUGAAGAGGACAAUGAUGACUAUGGCGCAGAAGUUCGACCGCCUAAGCCAUUCGUUGACACGCCGACCUUCAAUAUGUGUUUGGGCGUGGUGAUCGCAUUAAACUCCGUUACGAUCGGUUUGGAGACGGACUCUGUAGCCCACGCCGUGGCCACCCAAGAAGAGCAUGACGACCGGCUGUGGUACAUCGUUGAAUUGAUUUUCUGCAUUAUCUUCUUGUUUGAGCUACUACUGCGCCUCUACUUCCAUCGCCUGCGCUACUUCACCAACCCAGUGACACGAGCUUGGAAUGUCGCUGACUUCAUUAUUGUGUCUGUCUCCGUUGUCGACACGCUGAUCCUCAUCCCCUUUGGAGUGGGUGGCACGGCACGUGUGGUUGCAAUGCUGCGAUUCGUCCGCAUGAUGCGGCUUGCGCGGUUGCUGCGACUCUUGAAGCUUUUCAAGGAGCUUUGGCUCAUGGUCUCGGGCCUUCUACAGUCCUUGAAGACCUUGGGAUGGAUCUGUCUUGUGGCCCUUCUCUUCUGCUAUGCAUGCGCCAUCAUCACUACGACAGUGAUUGGGCACAACGACGAUCUCUAUGACCCCUACUUUGCAACCUCCGGGGGCUGGGAUCAUGAGGUCUACUUUGCAACCGUUUGGCGGUCUACCUUCACACUCUUCCAGAUCAUGACUCUGGACCAGUGGAACGAGAGUGUGGUACGCCAUGUGGUGGCCAACCAGCCCGCAAUGUUGAUUUUCUUUUUGAUCUUCGUGUGCAUUUCGAGUUUGGGGCUCAUGAGCAUCAUGAUCGGGGUGGUGGUGGAGAACACCUUGGCCACGGCCAACAAGGACCAAAACAAACUGAAAGCGAAACGAGAACGAGACAGAAAGCAGGUCUUUUCACAGCUCCAAGAGAUUUUCGAGAUGGCUGAUGUGGACGGAAGCGGCACUUUGACCAUUGAUGAGGUGGAGGCUGCCAUUCAAAAGCCCGAAAUCUACAACAAGCUCAAAAUGAUCGACUUCCCUGUGGAUGAUCCAGGACAGAUCUUUGCCUUGUUGGACUAUGAUGAGUCUGGAGAGCUCACCACGGAGGAAUUCAUCACCGGCUGCAUCCGCAUGAAAGGCCCAGCUAAAUCGAAGGAUCUCUUGGUCGCCCAGGUUGGCGUGGACUCAAUGAGGAAGCAAUAUGCGCUUUUCGAACAGGAGAUGGAGAAGUUCCAAGCCAAGGUUGCCAUGUUGGAUGCCACCAUUCGCGCCGUGAUGUCUCACGGGGAGCACGUCUUCCUAGACACGAGGCAAUACAGGAUGCGGCACCCGGAUUUCAAAGCGCAGACCAUGAAACGCUUGGCCACGAGCGAGCUGGAGAACAUGCCAUGGAACAAGGAAGGAGAACCUGGCUUCGGGGCCGAGGCUCAGCAGUCGCUGCUGGCGCUCACCGAAGGCCGCACCGGGGCCUCGCCCACGCAGGCUCUCAUGGAUGGCGCCCUGCGCAGCAACGCCAACGGUCUGGACCUUGCCUUGCCCAGCCCCCCGACUGUUCCGGUGGCCGAUGCUUCAGGAUCAAAGGCUUUGGAAGAUCGUCGAGACGAGCUGGCCAUUGCUGUGCCAGGCUCAUUGUCCAACUGA
Messenger RNA from Symbiodinium pilosum, 1794 nucleotides. NCBI's taxonomy places the organism in Eukaryota, Dinophyceae, Suessiales, Symbiodiniaceae. The record is from the annotation of a GenBank genome assembly.